This is a messenger RNA of Populus trichocarpa (black cottonwood), 2456 nucleotides long. RefSeq lists its product as uncharacterized. The record is from RefSeq and is a predicted model, not a curated record. NCBI's taxonomy places the organism in Eukaryota, Viridiplantae, Streptophyta, Magnoliopsida, Malpighiales, Salicaceae. Bases 294 to 2048 code for a protein of 584 amino acids. The transcript has 6 exons.
UUCACUUUCAUGUGCAACUCCCCUUUACUCAACCACAUUAAUAAAAAAAAAAAAAACUGAACGUUAUGUGAUUCUCACUGUUUCUCUCUAUUUAGAUCUAACACUUUUAAAAGAUUGAAACUUGGCAAGAACCCAUUUCAUUUUUCUCUCUCAAGUUUAAGAACCCACUUCACCAAACACUCACUGGUCCUAUAAAUGCAAUGCCCCUUAUUGUUAGAUCUGAAAUGUUGAAGCUUUUAGGGGGCAGUGAUGUAAUUUGGGCAUCGUUUUGUGUGGAGUGAUAUUCUGGAGAGAUGGGAUCCAGUGGAAGCAAGGCACAUUGUGGUGGUGCCUCAGCAUCAUCAUCAACUGGAAGUGGAAGGAAGGGAAGAUCUAAAGAGAGGAGCAAGGUCUUUCAGUCUGCUUGUUUGGGUUCUUCCUGUGGAUCUCGUGAUAGUACAAGCGGUGACCAUGUUUCUGAUAAUGGGAAUAAAGAAAAUCACGAAGGAAAUGCUUCAGCUGCUAACCAGAAUGAAAUAGACUCGGAAGAGGUUAAAAUUGAGUGUUAUGGAAAGGUUAAAGUUGAGCAAUCUGACGAAAUGCCUUGUGUAUCAUCUGAUGUUGAGCUUGAUGAAUGGAAUCAAGCAAGUAUCACGAAUACUUCCUCAAGAACAGGUAGCAGCUCUGCUCGAGCUGCUGCUCCUACGCAGUCGUUGACCUCUCCAAGUCGGUUUCUUUCUCGCUUUAGUUUUAUUCCUGGUAAUGUGAGCUUUAGGCUGAGCAGAGCAGUGAGUUUAGGGUCAUCAAGGGGAUAUCCCAUUCAUUCUACUAGUCUCAGAAUGUUGGACAAUGAAGACCAGAUUCGCCGUCAUCCACAGUCUGCCAGUGGUGCUGUUGAUGGAAAUGGAAAUGAAACACAACAGAGUAGUGAUUUAUUUGCUACAUCCCUGGUUAAUAGAACUGCUGCGCAUUGUCGUGAACAUACAUCUGCUAGUUUGCAGUUGCAUAGUCAAACACCUGAUCUCUUAGACAAUAUGCAAGAAAACCAGAAUAUUUUUCUCCAUGCAGGAAGAGAUGGCGGUGGAACUAGAGUGGGGGUUGAUGGAAACUUACAUUCUCCUAGAAUAUUCAAUGAUGUGGAUGGGAUUGGGACAAGACUUUCUGAUAGGCGAAUUGGAACACGAGAACCUGCUGAUCGUAAUGUUCGUUUUAGCCGAACCUUGAGUGUUGGAAGGCUUCGUGAUAGAGUUCUUCGUCGGUCAUCACUAUCUGACCUUACAUUAUGUCCCUUGCAACAAGAGAGAGAAAUGAGAGAUUCUAGCCAUGGUAGCGGGAGACAGGCAUUGGGUGGGCAGAUGAGGGUGUCAGAAUCUGAAGGGAAUGCUCUAACCUCUCCAACAGCACCUGGUUAUCCUCCAUCUGGCAUGUCUAGCUCGCUGUUCGGCAUUCGAGAUAAUGAGGUGGAAACCUCUCGAUCAAGAGAAGCCAGGUAUCACGACUUGCUAGAACAUAGAUCAAAUUUCCUUGAACGGAGGAGAAGAAUACGAUCUCAGGUUCGUGCUCUUCAGAGGUUGGGAAGCCGUUUUGAAAACCUGUCUGGACAUGAGAGGUCUUGUAUUUUAUCUGGACAACACAGAACAGGUCGCUGCACAUGCCGUGUACGAGAUGCCAACUUAAAUGAUGAAACAAGUGCCAGGGCUAGCAUAUCAAGAAUUGUCAUGUUGGCUGAAGCUCUAUUUGAGGUUCUGGAUGAAAUUCACCAGCAAUCAGUUGUAUUGUCCUCUCGGCCUUCUAUGUCCUCGCUUGGAUCUGUACCCGCACCAAAUGAAAUAGUGGAAUCAUUGCCUGUUAAAUUAUAUGCCAAGGCCCAGAAACAUCAGAAUGAGGAGACAGCCCAAUGUUACAUAUGCCUUGUGGAAUAUGAGGAAGGAGACAGCAUGCGAGUGUUGCCUUGCCAUCACGAGUUCCACAGAACAUGUGUAGACAAGUGGCUUAAGGAGAUUCACAGGGUAUGUCCGCUUUGUCGUGGUGAUAUUUGUAGAUCCGAUUCAUUGCCUACAGAGAACUAAGGCUGCCAGUUUACAAGCAGCUACUUGAUGACCGCAGUAACUCCUGCCAUCACCAAGUUCUCCAGCACGACAAAAGUCUCAAAAGUUCAGCCCAUUUCUACCAGUACAGGAGAUCUUUCUGUGAUUUCAGUGGAAGAUGAUUGGCAUCAAAUUCUGGUAGAAAUGGACCGAACUACUUGCAUUGGCAAUCUCUUUGUUCAAAACCGUGGUUUGAGGUUGGGUCAGCCGUAUGUGGGGUGGAAUAUUCGUUCAUUCCAUUGUUUUCAUUUGGCCUAGAAAUUUAAACGAUAUAUUCAGAAAAAAGGCCCUUUUAUCAUAUUAAAAAUCAUUGUGUUUAAUAUCACAGUCCAAUUUUUAUUGGUGCUUAUUCUCACAGGGACCCAACAGGUAACGAGUUCUUUUGCUCUC